Molecule: messenger RNA, 1077 nt
Organism: Durusdinium trenchii
Lineage: Eukaryota; Dinophyceae; Suessiales; Symbiodiniaceae
Source: the annotation of a GenBank genome assembly
AUGAAUCAGUUUGACUGUUUGUUCAUUUCAUGUGAAUCAAGGUUUGCAACAAAUUCAGACCUUGGUGGCGUCGAGAGGAUCUCUGUCAGCGCAUUGCGACCGGAGUAUGGAGCUAAGCCAAAGCAUUACGUGAAGAUAGAAGAUCUUUCAGAUGAUUCUACCACUUUGGAUGGCAAGUUGGCGCCUCCCCACUCAAUGUUUCUAGUGAAGGGCUGGACGCGAGUGUUGUGCAUAUACACUGUCCUCGCCUUCUUGCGGGAUUGCCCUCAAAUGAUAGAGGAUUGGGAAAACGUGGGGCAGCUGGCCACGGCCUAUCAAAUCGGUCGGGCUGAGCUUUCUGUGCAGCUGGCGGCAGCGAGCUCCUUGAAAGUUGCUUCCGAAGUGGAAGGGGACCUUGACAAGAUGCGCGAGUUCUUGCAGCGUGCGCGAGCGCAUGCAAACCGCCAGGGCAACUUGGACCUCAAGUACCUGGGCUCAAGGUUUGAGUGCGGCAAGACCUUCGCCAACAACUUCACGAAGAGCCGCCGCAGGUACAUUGAGAUGCCUCUUCGAGAGGGACCGGUGGAUUUGUUGGAGGUUCUCACCAAAGAGAGUGGCGGUAGCAACGUGCAACUUGACGCACACGGUGAUGGUGAUGGACGCCAGCCUGUGGCCGCCACGAACCUUGACCUGACAGGUUACAUCGCCAUGAGUAAGCUGUACAAGGCUGCGUCUGGGUUCAACAAAAGCAGCGCGAUGCCCGGGUUGCCAGGCCCCGCAAAGGAGACUCUUGUGGCAAAAGCUGUUGAGAUUGAGAAGAUGAUCGCAGAAUGGAACAAGACGAACAACAUGGGGCUCAUCCGUGCUGCCGGGACCAUGGGAGGUCGCGCUGCUGCAGCAGCUGCGGCCAUGGUCGUGCAGCACGACACGGUCAAGGUGGUAGCAACGGACAGCUGGGAACUUUUUCUGAUGAACCCCAGCGACAAUGCUGUUGAAUUGAGGCCGUGCGAACUGUUCGGCUUCAGCACCGGGACCUUCACUGACAAGCCGAUAGGCUUGGACCAAGUAUCAUUUCAGAUUGCGAGUUCAUCCUUUUAG